AUGUUAAAUGAUAACGACGCAAUUAAUUGCCGUUAUACUUUAAGUUUAAAUUUUUAUUUUAAAAAUAAACUUAAAAAUUUUUCUUUAAUUAUGGAGGAAGAAAGUUUAAGACUAAGAAAAGUUUUUAAAAAUGAGAAAACUUUUUUAAAAAAUACAUCAACUUUUUCUGACAAGACAGCUACAAAUAAUUCAGUACCCAAUUAUAUUGGGUUUUUUUAUAAUUAUGAAAAUUAUUUCCCAGACCAAAUAAAAUUGAAGGAUGCACAUUUAUAUCCUGGAAGAUUUAUCGGAGAAAGAGCUGAAAUGCAAUUAAAAAGACUGACUGCUUUGGGAACUAGAGUUACUGGAAGCUAUGAAAAUGAAGUUUUAGCAGUUGACUUUUUAAACAGAGAAAUUUCUUAUAUUGUUCAAGAAGCUGAAAAAAUACAUAAAAUUGAAAUUGAUGUACAAAAACCGACUGGUUCUUAUUUUCUGCUUUUGAAACCAUUCGGUUUUCGAAAUGUAUAUGCUAAUUUACAAAAUAUUAUUGUUAAAAUAAGUUCUAGAAAUACAAAUAAUAGUAUAUUAAUAAAUUGCCAUUAUGAUACUGUUCCAGAAAGUCCUGGUGCAAGUGAUAAUGGCUUAAAUUGUGUUGUCAUGUUAGAAAUUUUAAGAAUAUUAAGCACUAGUAAAAAACCUUUAAAAAAUAAUAUAAUUUUUCUAUUCAAUGGAGGUGAAGAAAAUCCCCUUCAAGCAUCUCACGGUUUUUCAUCUCAACAUAAAUGGAGUAAAGAAGUCAAGGCAGUAAUAAAUUUAGAUUCUGCUGGUAGUGGAGGAAAAGAAAUUUUAUUUCAAACUACUGGGGAGUCAUGGCUGAUAAAAGCAUAUAAAAACGCGGUACCUCGUCCCUGUGGAACGGUUACUGCAGAAGAAGUAUUUCUCUUUGGCAUCAUACCUUCUGAUACCGAUUUCAGAAUAUUUAGAGAUUUUGGAAAUUAUUCUGGUUUAGAUUUUGCUCAUGCCUUCAACGGUUAUGUUUACCAUACAAAAUAUGACACCAUGGAUUUCAUUAAACCUGGUGUUUAUCAAUAUACAGGAGACAAUAUGCUUGCUUUGAUAAAUGAAUUAUCCCAAUCUUCAGAACUUGAAACAAAUCAUGAAAAGGCCAAACCAGUUUACUUUGAUGUUUUCAAUUUGUUUAUGAUUUAUUACGAUAGCACGUUUGCAAUUAUUUUAAACAUGGGAACCGUUAUUUUGUCUUUAUUUUCCAUUUACAAAACCUGCAAAUGUUUACCAGAUUAUCCGAAUUCCCAUAUGAAAAAUUUUUUGCUAUCUGUUGGAGGAGCAUUUCUUUCUUUUAUUUUAGCUGGUGGUUCUGUACUUUUAAUUUCUAAAAUUUUGGAUUUGACCGAAUCAACGAUGACUUGGUACCUAAAAUCAUGGAUUAUAGCGCCAUUAUACGGUUGUCCCAUAAUUUUUUCGAUGGCUCUUCCAUUUUUCCUUCAAACAUUUUCAAAGAAAGAUUCUCCAGGACACAAAUGUAUUCGUUACAUAAAUGGAGGUCAAUUUAUUUGGACUCUUAUAAUUUUUUUCGGUACCCUAUUGGAAAUUCGUUCCGUUUUUAUUCCCAUGCUUGUUCUUUUACCAUUAUCCGUUACUCAUUUAAUAUCUACAAUGUCCAAAACAAAAUUUUCAAUUAAAUUUUAUUUGUUUACUCAUUUCGCAUGCCUUAUUUUACCAAUUUUUUACAUUUUUCAUUUAACCGUUAAAAUAAUGGCAAUACUUAUUCCAAUGACUGCAAGAAUGGGACCUCACACAAAUCCAGAAAUUUUAAUUGGAGCUUUGACUUUAAUUUGUACAACCAUAUUGUUUAGCCAUCUUGUUCCUUUGAUACUACUAUUAAAAAGUUCUAAAAGUUUUCUUUCUAUAUUAUUUGCCGUACAUAUUUUUACCAUUUUUGGUGUUAUUUACACCAAUCACGGAUUUCCCUAUAGUGAUAAUCAUUGCGAAAGAACAUUUUACGAUGCUAAAGGCUCAGUUGUAAAAUCCGAUUCUGGUUUUUUUGUUCAAAGUUUGGAUCGUAACAACCUUAAUUACAUAUCUAAAGUUAUUCCAGAAUUAGAAAGUGCACGCGUUAGCCAUUUUAACUGUCGAACAGAACUUUUUUGUGGUUUUCCCGUAUACACAUCGAGAUUUGUUCGACCGGCAGCGUACAGUGUUUUUAUUCCUGCCGACCCACCGUUAAUUCAUCAUCCGACAUCAUUAGAAAUCGUUAAUCAAACUCAAAUAUUGAUUAACGUUAGAAAAAUCAGAAUAUUAGUUACAGGUCCCGAUCAUAUUACCCUGGUCAUGUCUCCGAAACCUGGAAUUAAUCUCAUCAAUUGGAGCUUUGAUGAAUCUGAGCCCAAAGAAAUUGAAAGAUGGAACGAUAGGCCGACUUACAUGAUUUACUAUUCUCACGGUCUUAUGGGAGGCUCGUUAGAAUUCGAUGUCGAUUUACAAAUGAAUCAAAAUGAUUUAAAUCCCGUUAUGGAUAUAGCCGUUAUAGGGCAUUACAUGCACGAUAAAUCUUAUCGGACAAAAGAAUUUUUAAAUUUUCUGUCAAAGUUUCCAAAGUGGGCUCAUACAACGCCAUGGACUACAACGUAUAAAAGCUGGGUUUUGUAG
Molecule: messenger RNA, 2646 nt
Organism: Pediculus humanus corporis (human body louse)
Lineage: Eukaryota; Metazoa; Arthropoda; Insecta; Psocodea; Pediculidae
Exons: 17
Coding region: 1-2646 (881 amino acids)
Biological process (GO): proteolysis
Molecular function (GO): metalloexopeptidase activity
Source: RefSeq, a predicted model, not a curated record